AUGAAGGGUCAAAAGCUUCAGAGGAAGCUGUCGCUGAAGAGUUCAAAGUUUCAGACGAGGCUGUCGCUGACGAGUUCAAAUAUGAAGAGUUCAGACGAGGCUGUUUCUGGAGUGUCCAAACCUGAAGAAGAGUUAAAAGUUUCAGAAGAGUCUGUCACUGACGAGUCCAAACCUGAAGAAGAAUUAAAAGCUUCAGGAGAGGCUGUCGCUGAAGAGUCCAAACCUGAAGAAGAGUUAAAAGCUUCAAAAGAGACUGUCACUAACGAGUCCAAACCCGAAGAAAUGUUAAACGCUUCAGAAGAGGCUGUCAAUUUCUUGACCUCCAUAGAGCCCGAGGAGCUGCAGAAGUGUGUGUUUUCAGAGUCUCUGUUGGUGAUGUCUGAUUGUGGCGGAGUCCUGGGGGAGUUCAGUGUGUCUGUGGAGUUAACACACAGAGCCCUGGAGCCCUGCGUGAUUCUGCAUGCUCGGAGCCACGGAGCUAUCGACGGCUCUCCCUGUGGAACAACGGUGACCGCUUACUUAACCGCUGACCUGGAGGUCUUGGAGGAAGACUACAAUGAGUAUGUCAAGCUCGACAGUUACAAUGUUGAGAAGAGGAGUCACAUGGUGCAACGUGACAAACAGAUGGUGAUCAACAAAUUCACUGCCAUGGGAGAGGACGUGACCGAGGAGGAGUGCGUGUCUUAUCCCAUGUCUGUCCUGCGCGGCCUGGUCACCGAGGGAUCCAGCAUGCUAUUGAUGCGUCUCAUGGCUCUGAGGAAGAAGGUUCCAGAGAACAUGGUCUUCAUCAUCUUGGACCAAAGUUUACGUAUAAAUCAGACCACUUUCAGUGAGCUGGACAUGAAGAAAAUACAGGUUCACCGUGAGACCGUAGAGGUGUUUGGGCUUGAGAGGAUGGUUGGUUCCGCUGAUGCCGACCAUUCCACAUGGCACUGCUACUUCCUUGAUAACGGGUGAGUUCACGAUGGUGAU
This is a messenger RNA of Gambusia affinis (western mosquitofish), 972 nucleotides long. RefSeq names its product ciliogenesis-associated TTC17-interacting protein-like. The record is from RefSeq and is a predicted model, not a curated record. Bases 1 to 957 code for a protein of 318 amino acids. NCBI's taxonomy places the organism in Eukaryota, Metazoa, Chordata, Actinopteri, Cyprinodontiformes, Poeciliidae. The transcript has 6 exons. Gene Ontology annotation, biological process: actin filament polymerization; cilium organization.